Arachis stenosperma is the source of this 1523-nucleotide messenger RNA. RefSeq names its product alcohol dehydrogenase-like 7. The record is from RefSeq and is a predicted model, not a curated record. Gene Ontology annotation, cellular component: cytosol. The transcript has 10 exons. Gene Ontology annotation, biological process: formaldehyde catabolic process. Lineage: Eukaryota; Viridiplantae; Streptophyta; Magnoliopsida; Fabales; Fabaceae. The coding region runs from base 166 to 1329 and encodes 387 amino acids. Gene Ontology annotation, molecular function: zinc ion binding; S-(hydroxymethyl)glutathione dehydrogenase [NAD(P)+] activity.
AAAGCUUAGGCUCCAUUCCCAAAUAAUAUGGACCACACACAUUAUUGUAGCGUAACAUUAUCAUUUGACACAUAUUUACUCUAAGACUUAUUAUAAGCUCAGCAACCGACACCCUUUGUACAUAACUAACACACAGAAUUGAAGAGACUCAGUUAUUGGAUCACCAUGGAAAACAAAGUAGCAAGAACAAGUGAAGCUCAACCCAUAAGAUGUAAAGCUGCCGUUAGUCGCAAACAAGGUGAGGCAUUGAGCAUUGAAGAGAUCAUUGUGGCACCACCAAUGGCUUGUGAAGCAAGGAUUAAAGUUAUAUGCACCACUCUUUGUCACGUUGAUCUCACUUUUUGGAACACUAAGGACCCUGCUUCAAUUUGGCCAAGAAUUCUGGGUCAUGAGGCAAUUGGGGUUGUGGAAAGCAUAGGAGAGGAUGUGACUGAAGUUUCAAAAGGAGAUGUAGUUAUGACAAUUUUCUUGCCAGAUUGUGGAGAGUGUGUGGAUUGCAAAUCAGAAAAGAGCAACCUGUGUUCAAAAUUCCCAUUCAAAGUAUCUCCAUGGAUGCCAAGAUAUGAUAGUAGCAGAUUCACUGAUCUCAAUGGACACAUCAUACACCAUUUCCUUUCUGUUUCAAGUUUUACUGAGUACACUGUCGUUGACAUUGCCAAUCUAACCAAGAUUCAUCCACUUGUUCCUCCAAACAAGGCAUGCCUCCUUAGUUGUGGUAUCUCGGCCGGGCUAGGUGCUGCUUGGAGAUUAGCAAAUGUAGAGCCAGGUUCAACUGUUGCUAUUUUUGGGUUGGGAAGCAUUGGAUUAGCAGUUGCUGAAGGAGCUAGAUUUUGUGGAGCAACUAGGAUUAUUGGUGUGGAUGUUAAGCCAGAAAAAUUUGAAAUUGCAAAAAAGUUUGGAGUUACUGAUUUUGUUAAUGCUGGUGAAUGUGGAGACAAAUCUCUGAGCCAGAUAAUUAUAGAUAUGACUGGUGGUGGAGCAGAUUACUGCUUUGAAUGUGUUGGUUUAACAUCAUCAGUUCAUGAAGCAUAUGCUUCUUGUAGAAAGGGUUGGGGAAAAACAAUUGUUUUAGGAGUGGACAAGCCAGAAUCCCAGUUGAGUCUUAACACUAGAGAGAUCCUCUUCAAUGGGAAGAGCCUAAUUGGAUGCUUAUUUGGAGGACUCAAACCCAAAUCUCAUGUCCCUGUUCUCCUUAAACGUUACAUGGACAAGGAACUAAAGUUGGAUGAAUUUGUCACUCAUGAGUUGAAAUUCAAAGACAUCAACAAAGCUUUUGAUUUACUGAUGAAAGGAGAGUGUCUCAGAUGUGUAGUUUGGAUGGACAAAUGACUUCGUUCUUUUGUGUGCCUUUGAUUCUUGUAUUUGAUUGAAGUAAAAUUAGAGGAGUAUUAGGAGCCAGCAGAAUUUGUGAUGAGUAGCCAUCAAUUAGUCAUCAUGAGUGUUUUUAAUGGUGUGAUUGUAGGAUUACUCAAUUUUUUUUUAUGGUUAAGCGCUGACCAAAUUUUAAUAAAAAUGCCGGUCUC